Messenger RNA from Brienomyrus brachyistius, 2860 nucleotides. It is a transcript of the gene cfap99, whose product is annotated as cilia and flagella associated protein 99. The transcript has 15 exons. Bases 197 to 2050 code for a protein of 617 amino acids. NCBI's taxonomy places the organism in Eukaryota, Metazoa, Chordata, Actinopteri, Osteoglossiformes, Mormyridae. The record is from RefSeq and is a predicted model, not a curated record.
ACUCAAACACCAUCCCAUUUUGGGAGAUUUAUUAAAAACUGCAAACAUAUUCUUUGUAAGUGACUGACAUACGAUUUUGCAUGGGUUUUACAUCCACUCCAAAGCCGCUGUUAAGCUUCAUAAAGAUAGAUGUCUCUCGAUUGAGAGCAGAGCACAUCUCUAUCUUCUGAGCUUUGCCCAGGUUUGACCUCUAAAGAUGAAAGAUCACAGAAGCCUCGUCAGACAAGCUGUUGUCCUGCUGGAUAAGUUUCAGCCAGAACAGGGCAGCUUCCAGGCCUUUGUAGACAACGCCUCCAAGUCACUCCAGGACCUGGAAGAAUCGGAGCAGAACUUUGUGCUGGAGAUUAUUUCUGGCUGUGUCGAGCACAGGAAGCUCUUGGACGUUGUGGUCGAUACUUUCUACCAUCGCACUGGAAAAGGCUUCCUACAAGCUGAUCGCAACCAGUUUAUGGUGAUCUGUUUCCUGGCCACGUUCCUCCUGGAAGACCUAGGUCUUCGCUGCUUCAGCAAGAUCGUCAAAUGCCUGGAUGCGGCGAAGAUGCACAAGUUUCUGAGUUUCUUCUUCAAUGUGAACAACCUCAGCACCUGGAUCCGAGGGGAAUGGAGUCAGAUCUAUGACGCCCCCUAUGUGGAGAAGAGCUGGAUUGCACCUCUGCUUAGGUGGCAGCCAGCGGUUGAAGGAAUUAUCACCCAACUGGCCAGCAAAGCGGCUGGUGGGAUUCAGCCCAAGAAAGGCAGUCAGAAGAUCACUGAACCUAGGGAGUUUGCCCUGACCAAGCCCAAACCUCGGCCUCUCCCCAAACCAGAGCCCAUUCCCCAGCAGGAGCGACACCGGCCGGUACCAGGCAGCAUCUAUCAGCUCCCCACGGAGAGAGAUGUGCUGGAGAAGGUCAAGCAGAAGAACCGUCAGCAGGCUAAUAAAGUCAUGUUAGAUGCCAACACUCAACAGUUCCACUGUGCGAAUCCCGAGAAGUCACAACGCACCAAGAAGGUGCUAUCCCGGAUCCAGGAAGAGCGAGAUGCCCAGCUGCAGUUUAACUCGCUCUUCUCCUCUGGGAUUCCAUCCAGCCACAAGACGGACAGCCCGCCCAUCAGACUGAACACCACCGCCAUCCUGCGCGAAGGAGCCCUCUACAACCGACAGGUGGAGGAGGAAACACGGAGGAUGGUGGCGCUCCUGAGUGGGGGAGGAGAGCCUUCAUCCUUCCUACGGUGGCAGAAUGAGGUCCUGCAGCAGGACCUGCAGGAGGAACUGGCCCAGCUGGAACGGCGCCGCCUAGAGGGACUCAUCAGCCAUGAGGAGGCGGCACUGGCCCGCGUGCGCGUGAUGGAGCGCAACCAGCAGAGGGCGCUGCUCAAGAAAGAGGAGACCGCUGAACUGAUGCAUCGCUACGCAGAGAAGCGCCUGCAGGAGGAGCAGGAGAUGAGGGAGCUGGUGGAGCAGGUGGUGGAGGGACACAAGAACGCCAAGGAAGCGAAAGCCAAGCUGUGGGCGUACAAGCAGCGCAUAGUGGAGGAGGUUUCUGAGCAGAGCCGGCACCUCUUGCGUCAGGCCUUGGAGCGGGCCCAGGCGGACCUGGCCAGGAGGCUGGAGCUGAUCUGUCAGAUCCGGGCCAUGGAGUCUGUCCCCGUCAUCAGACACAAGUUUGUGGAUGACACUGAGACGGCAGGCCAUGCCCUCCUGGGAGAGAUGUCUCUGGCUGAGCUACGUGAGCGGCUGGCCCUGCUGCGGGAAGCGCAGAGCCGGCAGCAGGAGGAGAAGAGAGAGCGCCUCCAGGUGGCGAAGCAGCACCGCCGGCAGUGGCUCCAGGGGCAACUGGACUUCAUCAGCCAGCAGAGGGCAGCACUGGGAGAGGAGGCCAAACGGAAACAUGCAACCUCUCCUGGAAGAUCCCGGAGUCUCCUGCAAAUUGACAACAGCUCCCUGACGCCUGCAAACGAUGCACAAUGUCCCGGAAAUCUGUCAUCCCGCUAUUCAGUGCUGGUAAUAUUAGUCAGCAAUAAGUUUUACUGCUGCAGCCUCACCCCAAAUUUUACCACCACUCUCUAGCCCCAGUCAGUAGAUUGUGUCCGCCCACCCCAGUCGGUAAUAUAUAUACGGCGUUACCAUAAAACCAGCCAGCACCCACCCCUCCUGGAUGCCCCUCAUCUGCCUCCCUGUAAUCAAUAUCUGGAUGUCUGACAUUCUGAUAUAUGCAAUAGCUGAGAUAGCACGUUGCUCUGUGCUAACUGAGCUAACCUUGUGCCGUGGCUAGUUGAGAUAGCCAUGUGCUGUGGAUAACUUAGACAGACCUAUGCUGUGGGUGCCUGCUUUAGCCUAGCUAGUGCUAAAUAAGCUGCUGAUGUGCUGUGGCCGACUGAGCUACCCUUGUUCUAAGGGUAACUGAGCUAGCCUUUUGCUAUGGCUAAUUGAGAUCGCUGUGUGCUAUGGCUAACUGAAUUAGCCUUGUGCUAUGGCUAACUGUGCUAGCCUUGUGCCAUGGCUAACUGUGCUAGCCUUGUGCCAUGGCUAACUGUGCUAGCCUUGUGCCAUGGCUAACUGUGCUAGCCUUGUGCCAUGGCUAACUGUGCUAGCCUUGUGCCAUGGCUAACUGUGCUAGCCUUGUGCUAUGGCUAACUGUGCUAGCCUUGUGCCAUGGCUGAAUGAGGAAGCCGCCCAUGCAUCAUGGUCCACAUUCUGGACUGAGUGUCAGUAAACGAGUGUGACUGCGGGGCAGGCAACUGGAAAAGAGGACCCGGCAGAAGCCCUGCCCGGGGGUGAGCGAUGACCAGCAGCUGCUAGAGCUUCAACGCAAGCUGGAAGACAAGCGGCAAGAGAGGCAGAGACACAGGCAGGCCGAGGAUGCCAGAGGCAAAGUGU